Molecule: messenger RNA, 710 nt
Organism: Alosa alosa (allis shad)
Lineage: Eukaryota; Metazoa; Chordata; Actinopteri; Clupeiformes; Clupeidae
Product: potassium voltage-gated channel subfamily KQT member 2-like
Biological process (GO): potassium ion transport
Cellular component (GO): membrane
Molecular function (GO): voltage-gated potassium channel activity
Source: RefSeq, a predicted model, not a curated record
AUGCCUCUGAUCCACGAAGAUUGGGUCUACGCCAGGAUUGUGAUUUCAGUCUCAGUAGAAAACAAGAACCAAGCACCUACAGCAGCCAUGUGUGUCAAGAGCUGCUUUGAGAUUGGCUGUGGCUCUGAGUGCACCUCCGUGAGAGGGCGGCCUGUUAACCCCCCCUUCCUUGUCCUUCCUCCCACUCCCAGUCAGAAGGUGAGUCUGAAGGAGAGGGUGUUCUCCAGCCCACGGAGCUCCGGCACCAAAGGCAAGGGCUCUCCGCAGGGCCAGCAGCCGCUUCGCCGCUCCCCGAGUGCGGACCAGAACAGCAUCGAGGACAGCCCCUCCAAAGUGCCCAAGAGCUGGAGCUUCGGCGACCGCAGCCGGGCGCGGCAGGCAUUCCGCAUCAAAGGGGCGGCCUCCCGACAGAACUCCGAAGUCCUGAUUGAGAUGCAAACAGAAGAUUUAAGGCAGAAGAGCUCUCCAGAGGCGAGCCUUCCUGGGGAAGAUAUUGUGGACGACAAUAAAAGUUGCCAUUGUGAGUUUGUGUCUCAGGAUUUAACGCCUGGACUCAAAGUCACCAUAAGGGCUGUGUGCAUAAUGAGGUUUAUGGUCUCUAAGCGAAAGUUCAAGGAGAGUCUGCGGCCAUACGAUGUGAUGGACGUCAUAGAGCAGUACUCGGCCGGCCACUUGGACAUGCUGGCCAGGAUUAAAAACCUGCAGUCCAG